Peromyscus maniculatus bairdii (prairie deer mouse) is the source of this 2544-nucleotide messenger RNA. Lineage: Eukaryota; Metazoa; Chordata; Mammalia; Rodentia; Cricetidae. The record is from RefSeq and is a predicted model, not a curated record.
AUGUUCACUUUGAUUUUCCUCCUCUUGCUCCUGAACAUUCCACUUCUUGUGUCCAGGAUCACCCAUCCCAAUUGCUUUUGGAAAAUGAAGCAGAACAAUGACAAGGAUGGAGAUUUGUUGACAAGUUGUAUCUUCUUCCUUUUUACAGUGCAGUGGCCUGUGGAGAAGGAUUAUUUCAACUACAUUCUGAAUACCCAAACAUCAACUGAAAACAACCAGUUUCCAUUGGCCUUAACUUUUUCCAUGGAUGAAGUCAAUAAGAACCCUGAUCUUUUGCCAAAUAUGUCAUUAGUAUUUCAGUGGCCCGAAGGUGGUUGUAAGAAUAUGUCAAAAUUAAACAGUUUCAUGCCUUUAUCUGAAGAAAAACAAUAUGCUCCCCCUAAUUAUGAGUGUAAUGAAGAGAUUAUGUGUAUAAUGAUGCUGACAGGACCAAAUUGGAAAACAUCUGCGAUGAUUGGGACAUUGCUGGACCCCUACAGAUCUCAACAGAUCCUUCAGCUUACCUAUGGACCUUUCCAUCCUAUCCUGACUGAUCAUGAAAAAUUUCCCUAUCUGUAUCAGAUGGCCCCCAAGGACACAGCUCUACCCCUGGCAAUGGUCUCUUUGAUGCUUCACUUCAACUGGAACUGGAUUGGAUUAGUCAUCUCUGACAGUGAUCAGGGUACCCAAUUUCUCUCAUAUUUGAGAACAGAGAUUGAAAGAAAUUCAGUCUGCUUUGCUUUUGUGAGCAUAAUCCCAGUCAAUAUGAAUUUAUACAUGUCAAGAACUGAAGUGUAUUAUAACCAAAUCAUAACAUCAUCUGCAAAAGUAGUUAUCAUUUAUGGUGACAAAGACAGUACUCUAGCUGUGAGCUUUAGAAUGUGGGAAUCACUAGGUAUACAGAGAAUAUGGGUGACUACCUCACAGUGGGACAUCACUACAAGUAAGAGAGACUCCACAGUUGGCUCAUCCCAAGGGACACUAGCUUUUGCACAGCAUCAUUCUGAGAUUUCUGGUUUUAAAACUUUUGUCCAGACAUUGAACCCUCUGAAAUACACAGAUGAAUACCUUGCAAGGCUGGGAUGGAUGAACUUUAACUGUAAAGUCUCAGCUUCCAAGUGUAAGAUACUGAAGAAUUGUUCAUUCAAUGCCUCAUUACAAUGGCUAAUGGGACAGACUUUUGACAUGGCCUUUGGUGAUGAAAGUUAUGACAUAUAUAACGCUGUAUAUACUGUGGCUCAUGCUGUCCAUGUGAUGCUUCUUCAACAUGUGGAUAAUGGGAAAGUACACGGUGGUAACUGCUUGAAGCUGCACUCCUUUCUGAGGAAGACUCACUUCACUAAUCCUGUUGGAGAAAAAGUGAAUAUGAACCAGAGAGAAAACCAGAAGGCAGAGUAUGACAUUUUCCAGAUUUGGAAUUUCCCAAAUAGAUUUAGGUUUAAGGUGAAGAUAGGAGAGUUUAGCCCAUAUUUUCCAAAUGGUCAUCAGCUCCAUUUAUAUGAUGAUGUGAUAGAGUGGUCCACAGGAAGUAGACAGAUGCCACCCUCUCUGUGCAGUGCUGAUUGUGGUCCUGGAUUGAGGAAAUUCUUGCAGGAGGGAGUUGCAGCCUGCUGUUUUGAUUGCAUCCCCUGUCCAGAAAAUGAAGUUUCUAAUGAGACAAAUGUGGAAAAAUGUGUGAGGUGUCCAGAGGACCAGUAUGCCAACAGAGAGCAGAACCAGUGCAUUCCCAAAUCUGUGAUCUUUCUGAACUACAAAGAUCCCUUGGGGAUGGCUCUUGCCUCAAUGGCCUUGUGCUUCACUGCAUUAACAAUUCUUGUUCUUGGGGUCUUUGUUAAGCACCAUGACACUCCCAUUGUGAAGGCCAAUAACCGGAAUCUUAGUUAUAUAUUGCUCAUCUCACUCAUGUUUUGUUUCUUGUGCUCCUUGCUCUUCAUUGGCCAGCCCAACUCAGCUACCUGCGUCCUGCAACAAAUCACAUUUGGAAUUGUAUUCACUGUGGCUAUUUCCACUGUGUUGGCCAAAACAGUGACUGUCCUUUUGGCUUUCAUAGUCACAGCCCCCGGAAGAAGGAUGAGGUUCUUCAUGAUUUCAAGGGCACCCAACUACAUCAUUGCCAUAUGUACCCUCAUCCAAAUUAUUCUCUGUACAAUAUGGCUGCUAGUUUCUCCUCCCUUUAUUGACACUGAUGCACACUCUGAUCAUGGCCAAAUCAUCAUUGUGUGCAACAAGGGCUCAGUUACUGCAUUCUACUGUGUGUUGUUAUACCAUGGCUCCCUUGCCUUAGGGAGCUUCAUUGUGGCUUUCUUGGCCAGGAAUCUCCCUGACACAUUCAAUGAAGCCAAGUUGCUGACCUUCAGCAUGCUGUUGUUCUGUAGUGUGUGGGUCACCUUUCUCCCUGUCUACCAUAGCACCAAGGGCAAGGUCAUGGUGGUGGUGGAGGUCUUUUCCAUUUUGUCCUCAAGUAUAGGUCUGCUGGGAUGCAUCUUUAUCCCCAAGUGCUACAUAAUUUUGUUCCGACCAGAGAGAAAUUCUCUUCAAAAGUUAAGGGAGAAAACCUCUUACUGA